AUGGUGGAUUCACACGCAGACCAAGACAACACGGAACGACACGAGCUCAUCCCCGGGCCUUCAGCUGAGGCAACUGCCGAUCUUUCAGCUGCAACUACCCCGACCGAAAUUGUCCCAACCUCUGCAGUCGCAGCAACACCCUCUUCAUUAUUUGGCUCUGUGCGCGAGUACGCGUCCAGUCGGGUUCAUAGAGCCCUUGAGUACAGACCCUCUGAUCCACUGGAUACUGCAGCGCAAGCUGCAAAAAUCGUCUCCGCGGUGGUGAAGCCCGUACCGUGGCUGGGUCCAGCUGUGGAGCUUGUAGAAUCCAUCGUGAGGCUUUGCGAAAAUGUCGGGAAAAACAGGCGUGCGGCGACUGAAUUGGAUGCUGUCAAAGAGGUAUUGCCCACCGUAAACGACGACGUCGUGUAUGCAAUGGGGUCAGACCUUGAAAUCCUGCUUGUCAAAAUUGAUGGCAAGCUGAAGAAAUGGAACAGUAUGCAUUUCCUCAAGUCGCUUGCUAAGCAGGCAAAAGUAUCGGAUGACAUCAAAUCCUUUGAUGCUGAGAUUCGACAGUUUUGCACUUGCUACUCUCUUGUUGCACAGACGAAGAUGUUAGCAUGGAUCGAGCUCCUCGAACAAGAACGUGAAGCUGAUAAGCAAGAAUUGAAGGACUUUUUUAUCGACGCACAGAAUGCAACCAUGUUGGAGCUCAUGUGUCAGAGACAACAAAUCGCUGGCCUCCAAGAUACUCUUGCAACGGUCCUUCAUAUCAUGCAAGAUCUUCUUUUCCGAUCCGACACUCCUACACAUCACUGCAAGGCACUAGAGGUUAACAUCUCUGCUAUUUGUCGAGCCUCUGGUGAAGUACCGCCAGAUGUUGAGCUUACUGAAGGCAUGAUAUGGAAACCAAGAGAUCCGAUAUGUGGUUCUGGCGCUUUUGACAUUUAUCGUGGGUAUUGCUUUCGCGAUCAAACGCGUGAAUGCGCCAUAAAAAUAUACAGAAACCUUGCAUACGGCGAGGAUGCAAAAAGGGCAAAAAUACUUAAGGUUGAAUUGCAGCGCUUCAUGAGACAGUUGCGUCAUUGGAGAACAGUAUUCAAUGAGGAUAAGGGCAAGCAUAUCUUGCCGUUGAUUGGUGCCAUCCUUCGUGUCCAACCAGAUCCUUUGCUGUGUUUCGUGAGCCCAUGGAUGGAGAAGGGAAAUGCGCUCCAGUAUGUCAAACUCUAUGAACACGUCAAUAGAAUCAACCUUAUUAAACAAAUUGCAGAGGGGUUGAAGGUCUUACAUUCGCAUCAACUGCUUCAUGGAUAUCUAAAAGCUUCGAACAUUCUCAUCAAUGCUUUCGGCAACCCACUCCUGGCCGACUUCGGGCUUCUAAGAAUGAUCGAGAUAGAGCCAAUAACAAUUAACUCUUUUCCUGGCGCCGGAGAAGCUUCUCGCUGGCUUCCUCUCGAAAUGCUUGUCGAUGGAAAUUCGCCUCAGUCACUGAAAUGCGACGUUCACAUGUUUGCUAUGACAGUAAUAGAGCUUAUGACACAUGAGAAACCAUUCGCACACAUUAAACGCGACCCACAGAUAAUAUUUGAGCUUUGGGAUGGUAGGCACCCUGAGAGACCGGAGGGCGAGUUUGGGAGGAAAGUGGUGGAGCGAGGCUUGAGUGAUCAGUUGUGGAAUUUACUUGUUCGCUGUUGGUCAGAGAAACCAGAUGACCGGCCGUCGAUUUGUGAGGUUCUUGCAGAGCUUGAGAGCCUACCUCCGCCCACUUGA
Molecule: messenger RNA, 1749 nt
Organism: Fomitiporia mediterranea MF3/22
Lineage: Eukaryota; Fungi; Basidiomycota; Agaricomycetes; Hymenochaetales; Hymenochaetaceae
Product: kinase-like protein
Exons: 12
Coding region: 1-1749 (582 amino acids)
Biological process (GO): signal transduction; protein phosphorylation
Cellular component (GO): cytoplasm
Molecular function (GO): ATP binding; protein kinase activity
Source: RefSeq, a predicted model, not a curated record